This is a messenger RNA of Spodoptera exigua (beet armyworm), 2466 nucleotides long. The record is from the annotation of a GenBank genome assembly. NCBI's taxonomy places the organism in Eukaryota, Metazoa, Arthropoda, Insecta, Lepidoptera, Noctuidae.
CAAAGAUGGCCGUUGGAAGCGCGUCAUAAAUACGCACUGACGUUGUUUAUAUUUGUGCAAUUAUAACUAAUUUAAUAAUUGUAAUAUUGUGAUUCCGUGUGAGUGUGAAGUAUAAUGUAAAUUGAUUGUUUUGUGUACUAAGAGUUCGAAUAAUAUAAUGUAUUAAAAUCUACAUACGGAACGAUGUCAAACAACACUGUCGGCUCAUCCGGGCCAGCUCCCGGCAAAAUACGUGGACCUGGAAGACCUCCAAAACGUACAUGCACCUGGUGUGCUGAAAGUAAAACACCAUUAAAAUAUGUUCUGCCGACCGAGAACGGGAAAAAAGAAUUUUGUUCGGAAACGUGUUUGUCUGAAUUCAGACAGGCAUAUAGCAAAGGCGCCUGUCUUCAUUGUGAUAAUGUUAUUCGCGGUAAUGCACCUUCAAGUAGCAAGAAUUUUUGUUCUACUUAUUGUUUAAACAAGUAUCAAAAGAAAAACGAGAAGCGCACUUCAUCACCACAAUCUGGCAAUGGGGCUAAUGGAUCAGAAAAUCAUGCAAAUAAUAAUUCUACAGGUUCUUUUUAUGACAUUUACCAAGCUUUUGAUUGGAAUGAAUACAUGAAAGAUACUAAUAGUGUAGCAGCCUCUCAAGAAUGUUUUAAACAGGCACCAAUGCCCCCUGUAAAUGAUUUCAAAGUUGGAAUGAAAUUAGAAGCUCUAGACCCCCGAAAUUUGACGUCAACCUGUAUUGCGACUGUUGUUGGAGUACUUGGCCCUCGAUUAAGGCUGAGGCUUGAUGGAAGUGACAAUAAGAAUGAUUUUUGGCGUUUAGUUGAUGCAGGAGACAUUCACCCCAUUGGUCAUUGUGAAAGAAAUGAUGGCAUGUUACAGCCACCAUUAGGGUUUCGGAUGAAUGCUAGUAGUUGGCCUAUGUUUUUACUUAAAACUUUAAAUGGUGCUGAAAUGGCUCCAGCCAAAGUUUUUCAACCUGAACCUCCAACGCCUAAGUCAAACGUGUUUGUAGUUGGGCAAAAACUAGAGGCAGUAGAUAAGAAAAAUCCACAAUUAAUUUGUUGUGCCACUGUUGGUGCAGUGAAAAAUGAUCAGAUUCAUGUAACAUUUGAUGGGUGGAGAGGUGCAUUUGAUUACUGGUGUAGGUAUGAUUCAAGAGACAUAUUUCCAGUUGGUUGGUGUGCUAGGGCUGGACACCCUUUACAACCUCCUGGUCAGAAAAGUGCUACCACUCCAUCAAGAUUCAAGCUAAGGCCUAAUGGUAUGCCUAAUCCGGCUUUACCAGAAGGCGGAUCUACAGGAGCUGGGAACUCAAACACUUCAGUAACCCCUACACCAGUAGCCACAGUGUGCCUCCGAAUCCGCAGUAGUUGCACUGGUGGUAGCAGCUCUUUACCAACUUCUGUGUUAGGGACUGGUCCAUCUGGUGCUGCUGAAGCCUUGGUUAAAGAAUUGCUCAGUGUCCACCCUGACCCUCAAAGGUUGACUAGGGCAAUACUCACAGCAUCUAGUAGCUAUUCUAAUAUAAGUAAUGUUCAGGUUUCAUCAGGAAAUAAAAACUAUUCAGUGAAAGUCCCAUCAGAGCUAACAAUAGAUGAGCUUAAAAAUUGGUUAAAAGCUGUUACCAGUGGAGUUGGCAGCUGUAUUGGAAUGAUAGAGAUAGACACUGGUGAGGCUGCUGGUCGGCCUUGCACCCUUUGUGGAGAAUCUACAUCUAAUAAUAAUGUUACAUCUGGUGUGAAGAGGCCUAAUAAUGAGGAAAGUACAGCAAGCAGUGUGAAUGGGUCUGGCGAGUGCUCGAGCGGCAAGCUAGCUCGGGUGUCACCGGAGCGACCCGAGCCAGCGUCCUCGACGACAGGGGCGCCGCCUCCGCCCUCGCCCGCUGCACCACCCGCCGACUGGUCUGUCGAAGACGUCAUCGGGUUUAUUGCAGCUGCCGAUCCUGCCCUUGCCGCUCAUGCUGACUUAUUUAGAAAACAUGAAAUAGAUGGAAAAGCAUUACUGUUGCUAAAUUCAGAUAUGAUGAUGAAAUAUAUGGGUUUAAAGUUAGGUCCUGCUUUGAAAAUAUGCAAUCUUGUAUCCAAAAUAAAAAAUCGUCGUCAUUAUAGUACCUAAGCCGUACUCUAUUGUGUACUAGGUAUUCAAUAUUAUAACAAUAAUUCACUCCUAGAGUUAGAAACUAUAAGUUUCUUAGUUUUUUAUUAAUAAGCUUUUUUUGAAGUAUAACAAGACAAAUAAUAUCUUUGAUUUUCAAUGUUAGAAUCUGCUUUAUUUUUUUGAAUCUCACCAACAAAGGAUAAGGUUGUUUUUAAAUCUUAUGGUUCAUGACAAGUUUCGAUUUAUGUUCUUAUUUUGUUUGUUUUCUUAGUCAAAGUUUUGAUCGAAAGCAAUCUAUAAGUACCUUAAUACGAAUAAUUCUAACGAUUUUUAUGAAUCUAUUAUCUAUUUUGAAUGCCCACUAUAUAAGCUAAU